This is a messenger RNA of Babesia bigemina, 468 nucleotides long. RefSeq lists its product as hypothetical. The coding region runs from base 1 to 468 and encodes 155 amino acids. The transcript is spliced from 3 exons. Gene Ontology annotation, cellular component: membrane. Gene Ontology annotation, molecular function: mercury ion transmembrane transporter activity. Lineage: Eukaryota; Apicomplexa; Aconoidasida; Piroplasmida; Babesiidae. The record is from RefSeq and is a predicted model, not a curated record. Gene Ontology annotation, biological process: mercury ion transport.
AUGGAGGCCUCGGAGUUGGAUCCGUGGAAUCUGCGCGUCGGUUCGUACGGAUGGAUGAAGUUGCGGCUGCGCCGCGCGGGGUUAUUUCUGCUAAACUACGCCGCGUUACUCUGCCUGAUAGACUGCAUCGUGCUACCAGCACUGAUAACACUCUUCCGUCUGCUUGACAUGUUCCAAAAUUUCCACGCCUACGAGAACGUUGUCCACGUGGUCGAGAUAGCGUGCGUCAUCCCCCUCGGGCUGCUGUCCGUGUUUGUCAACUAUCGCAAAAGCAAGAGGCGUCGUUACCUCGCGCAGGGCCUCUGCGGCAUUGUGUUGGUGGUGUGCGGCCACCAGCUCGUGGAGGGCUGGUACGACACAGCGCUGUCACUCACGGGUUGUGCUCUGCUGGUGUCCUCCAACCACUUCGCGUCUCGAGAGAGCGGGUGCCACAACUGUCAUCAUAGCCACCUCCCUGUAGUCGCCUAA